UCUCGUUUAACUUCCGGAACUGCGCAGUAGGAGUCAGCUGACAGUUGUGGUCAAGCAGCCAGUGAAACAUCUCAGCUGAAGAGACCCUGAACAGAGGAGGGGGGGAAAAGCCUCUUUUUUUGUCUCCAGAACCAUAACGGCCGCGGAGAAACGGACAGCCGUUACCUCCUCAGAUACCCGGCCACGUCUUCCCGCCUUCCACGCAAUGAGUAUCAGCGCUCCGAGAGGCCUGGCCAGCUCGGGGCAAAAGCCCAUCACGGAGAUCCUCCACCCGCUGUCCGCCGCCGAGGAACCACUCUCCCCCGGGCCAGAUGUCACCGUCAGCGGUGGAAGGGAUAAGGAAGUGGGGCUGACCAACGGCACGCCGGUCGAGACGCCGAGUCCGGCUUCUGCGUCCGUGCUCUUCAACAGGCUGCACCUGGAUGAUGACUUGGACCCAGACACCCGGGACCCCUAUGCCGACACAGAAACCCACGACCUUUUCGUCACUGUCGACGACCCAAAGAAGCACGUCUCCACCAUGGAGACCUACAUCACUUACAGAGUCUCCACCAAGACAUCACGGAUAGAGUUUGACCUGCCAGAGUACUCUGUUCGGCGGCGCUAUCAGGACUUUGACUGGCUGAGGACCAAGCUGGAGGACAGCCAGCCGACCCACCUCAUCCCACCGUUGCCGGAGAAGUUUGUGAUGAAGGGCGUGGUCGAUCGUUUUUCCGAGGAGUUUGUGGAGACGAGGAUGAAGGCCCUGGACAAGUUCCUCAAACGAAUUGCAGACCACCCCGUCCUCUCCUUCAACCCUCAUCUAAAUGCUUUCCUGUCUGCCAAGGACCUCAACAAACGUCAGGGUCUGGCCCUGCUGACCAAAGUGGGUGAGUCUGUGAAGAGCGUGGCUGGAGGCUACAAGCUGCGAGUGCGACCUCCUGAGUUCUGCGCCCUGGGAGAAUACCUGGACACCUUUAACCAGAAACUGGGAACCAUCGACCGGAUCGCUCAGAGGAUCCUCAAAGAGCAGUCAGAGUACCUAACUGAGCUACGCGAGUAUGGUACAGUCUAUGCCAGUUGGGCGGGGUCAGAGGAGGAGCUGCAGCGUCCUCUGGAGGGCAUGGCUGGCUGUGUGACGACGUGCUGCGGCGCGCUGGAGGACAUGAGUGAGAACAUGAGCCAGGACUUCCUACCCGUGCUCAGAGAAUACAUUCUCUACAUCGAGUCAAUGAAGAAUGUUUUGAGGAAGCGAGACCAGAGCCAAGCGGAGUACGAAGGCCGUCUAGAAGCAGCCGUAUUGCGCAAACAAGAGGACAGAACACCCAUACCAGCCGAGGUAGAGAAAUGCCAGGACAAAAUGGAGUGUUUCAACGCUGACCUGAAGGCAGACUGGGAGCGCUGGCAGAGCAACAAGAGACAAGACUUCAAGCAGCUUCUCACCGGCAUGGCCGACAAAAACGUCACCUAUUAUGAAAAGUGCCAGGCAGCGUGGGAGUCGCUCAUAACUGUCCUCCAGGACAAACAGACUGAAGACAAAACGAGUGAGACGAACUGAAACAUCUCUAUCUCUUUCUCUCCGUCUCUCCACACACACUCUCUCGUUCAUGCCACGGAAAAAGACCAACAGGGCAGCAGGUUUACCUGCUGGACUCGGGGCCCCUGUUCUCCUGUGAGAUGAUUGUAUGAGGGGAGUCGUCUCCCUCUAAGAUUUUGGUCCGCUAAGGAGGAAACACACGGUGCAUUCGAGGACAGCUAGGAAAAGAGGAGAAACCUACUAUGUAUAGUUUUUGUUUUUGUUUCUUUUUUUGACUUUUUCUACUUCAUAUUUCGAGUUAACAGUCGGUUGCCAAUGCUACUUUGUGUUUAUUUAACCGCAGUCUCUUACUCAACGCUCUCCCAUUUUCAUACUGAGAAAACUGUUCAUGAAGGUAUUGCUGCUGUGUGGGUCUAUGAAGUAUCUUAGGUUUGUUUCAGAUAUGUUCAAAACAUCCUCAAGAUGUGUUUUUUUUUCUUUUUUUUUGUCCUGCCAGGUUGUAAAAGCCUCUGGGAAAUACAACAGUGAAUGAACACAAAUUUACUCUCUUGUACUCAAAGCACCACACAUGUUUUGUUUUUGUUUUUUUAAUCUAAACUUUUACCAAAGGUCACAAACUUCCCCCCUGUCUUUCCUGCACCUAUUACUAAAAAUAACCCACAAAAAUCAGGUGGUAUGUGAUAAAUGUUCAAGUGGGACCUGUGCAUGUUUUCCCAAAGGGACACUUUAUUAUAUCUCGGUUAUUUAUUUGUUUUUUGUUGCUACACACCCUCACAGAUAAAUGGAGUUAAACAGUCUUCAGCGAUGACGAUGAAGGUGCAUAUAGAAGAAAACAAGUUCUUGCCAUCCAUAAAUCAACAUUUCGGGCUAUAAUCUCUGGUCUCACUAACUCAAACUUAAGAGAAAAUAACUUGAAAUUUUGAGCUUAUAACUCAGACUUUUAAGUUAUGAGUAGCAAAAAAGAUUUUUGUUUGUUUUUUUAAGUGAUGGCAACAAGCUUCUAUAGGUGUCUGAGCUGAACGCUGAGGUUUGUCUGAGAGGUCACUUUGUGGAAGGUGGAGUUUUUAAGAGAACAGCGGCUCCACCUUGUGGCCAAGCUGUUAAUAGUUUUCUCCCACGCUUUUGAAAUGAGGAGGAAGUGAAGCAGUGAGCUACCUCUUUUGGGUUCUCUUGAUAUCGUCUUUCUCUCACCAUUCCCAUUUAUACCCUUCUUCUUCUUCUUUAAGCAAAGACUUACCUCAGUUGGCGAUGUUAACGGUGCAUUUGGUUCAUAAUAAUAAUAAUAAGGUGAAGACUCCAGUGGUGCUCUGUAACUUGUUAAAGACGUAAAUGUUUUACCAUUGGAUUUAUUUUUUUUAUUAACUUAUUAAUUCUUUCCUUGCAGUUCUUUGCCUAAGUGAUAAAACCCUGCAUUGAAGCAUGCAUCACCAUUCUUUAUGGAAAAUAAGAAAGCCAUGAAUCCUGAAUAUAAGGUGUCAGUGUGGUCAUGCUGCUGGCUUACAGAGGAACUAAAACCUCUGAGGCUAGUGGAAAAAUCCCUGCUGUGUCAUGUUAAGAGUGAGACAUUGCAACAAAACCAAACAAAAAAACUACACCCUGAGUGAUGCAACACAUUACUUUAAAUUCUUAAGUUGCCUGUUUUAACCAAACGGGCUGAGACUGAGGUACUGAACAGCGUGGAAACCCUCUGCGGUGCAGCUCUGUUAGCAGUCUGAGGAUGUGACCUCAUCUGCUCAGCUGUGACUCAUGGGAUAAUGAGGUGGAGCCCUGCAGCACAUCACACUUCUUUAUUAUUUUCCAACUCCUGAAUGGGGAAAAAUCCCCUCACUGAACUCAUAUUAUUUAAAACUUUCUUAUUUACUGCCAACCCAGAAGAAAGGGUUUGAAGCACAAACAGUAGAUGUAUCUUGCUUAUUCUGCUUUCCUUUUACUCUGAAAGUAGCUAAAACCUGACCAAUGACACCCAGGCAGACUCAGUCAUGUGACAUUUCCACAGUCACCACGUUUUGGCCUCCUGUUGGUUAAGAGUUUCUCCUUCACUGACAGGAUUUCCAGACUAGAGCUGCUUUCAGGUUUUGUUACAGUCAAGUAAAGUAGCCGUCACAUUACUGAGCCUGCCCCUCCAUGCAACCAAAUGCAAGUGCUGCAGCAUCCUGACGAGGCGUCUGCAGCCGCCGGUGAACUAGGUUUAGUUUGCUCUCUCUUUUUUUAAUGUCCUUAUCUAUUUUUGCCUUUCACAUUUUACCCUUAAGCUUUAAAACAGUGAAGCAGCUACUCUGUAACUAGCAGAAGUCAACAAUGUGAAGAAAAAUUAUCUUUAAGGACGGAGGCAGCUGCAGUGGAGCGGCCUAUGGAUGCACCAGGGCUAAAAGGGAAAAUCCAAAGAUUUACUACGAUCAUUCUUACCCUUACUGUUGCCCUAUAAUAACCCCAUUGCAUUUGAAUAGCUCAAACCUUAGAGUUUGACUGUUAAGUUCUAGUAGUAGUCCACUAGUAGUGCUAUUGAGCAGUAUUUGUAGCUGCUCCUGCCUUGAUUGUACACAUACAAACACAUCAGGUGCCAGCUUUUAUCUAUUAAAGGGAUCAUACAUCUGUUUAUACUAAAGAAAACCCCAGAUCGGUUUAAAAACAUUAAAUGAGAUGACUUAUGUGUUUCUUCUUGAUGUUUGCUUGUAGCUAAAACUCACUGAAGCCCGAGUGCAGUUUGAGAAGUAACUGGAUGAAAUGUAGCAUGAAUAAUACAAAAAAUAUAUAUAAUACAGCUUAAAAAACCCCAUUUCCUGUUCUGUUUAGGGUAUAACAUUGGUAUCCGCUGAGGAUUGUGAGUUGUUGUUACUUGAUCUCUUAUCAUUAGGCACUGGUGCAUCUGUAGAGCGCGCUUUGGUGUAAAUGAAGUAAUUGACAUGUGAGACACACAUUUAUGAAACUGGAGCGCAUCUUUGGGUUUAUGAGUGCAUAAAGAUUUAAAAGGGAAUAGAGAUGUGCACGAACAGUGUAAACCUGCCACAACCAAAACCGUUUUACUUUUGAUGCACAUUAAACCUCCAACAAUAGCUCUCUGUUUAGUGUGAUCAGUGUUCUCUAUUAGCCAGUGCCCUAUUAUUAUCAUUAUAAUUAUUAUUAUUAUUAUUAUUUUUAUUAUUAUUAUCAUUAUUAUUAUACUACAUGUGCCUGCUGAAUUGUUUUGCACUAAAUAUGUAGCUCAAGGCCCUGGCAGAAACUUCUGCUGGGAAAAAAAAUUUUUCUUUCUAAUUUAAUUUGCCAAAAAAAUGACAACAAACUGGUCUAAAUUCAGUUGAGACACAUUCAAAAAACGCUGUAUAUGAAGCUGAUUCAGGUGAAAUCCCUCAAACAGGGACAUCUGUUAUGAGCCUGUUGGAGGGGAGAGUUUUCUUUCAAAUAUUUCCAGGCCAAACAUCCUCCGCCCCCAAUGCCUCUCUCUUCCUCUCA
This is a messenger RNA of Oreochromis niloticus (Nile tilapia), 4966 nucleotides long. RefSeq names its product sorting nexin family member 30 (gene snx30). Gene Ontology annotation, biological process: autophagy of mitochondrion; reticulophagy; piecemeal microautophagy of the nucleus. The transcript has 9 exons. The coding region runs from base 206 to 1537 and encodes 443 amino acids. Gene Ontology annotation, cellular component: phagophore assembly site; early endosome. The record is from RefSeq and is a predicted model, not a curated record. Gene Ontology annotation, molecular function: phosphatidylinositol binding. NCBI's taxonomy places the organism in Eukaryota, Metazoa, Chordata, Actinopteri, Cichliformes, Cichlidae.